Acanthoscelides obtectus is the source of this 5112-nucleotide messenger RNA. The record is from the annotation of a GenBank genome assembly. NCBI's taxonomy places the organism in Eukaryota, Metazoa, Arthropoda, Insecta, Coleoptera, Chrysomelidae.
UUCGAAACGUUAUAAGCGGCAUUUCGUUAGCAGCUUUGUCUCAAUUUGACCGACUUCGUAUCUCUUACCGUUUCCCGGAUCCCAAUGCUGAGGAUCGAAUUUCUUCGACAAAUUAGAGCAGAGUGUACACUUAUUACUUUAUUUCUCUAGCUUUUGAUAAAUUUUGUCAUCAUCAUCAGGAGAACAGCAGGUGAGAUAGGUAUCUGUAGUCAAUUUUUUUUAUAAAACUCACAUAGCUAUGAGUCAGAAAAACAGCACAACAAAUUAAAAACUUGAAGAUCGAUUGUUACAUGUUGAUUUUUUACAUCUGGCAAUGCGGAGUCCACCUACUUGACGCCAUGUCUUCCUUGUACGCGAAAAGCAACUCGCAGAAUUUUACAAUCACAACACCACGAAUAGGUACACUACAAAUAAAUUUGAACAAGGAAAUAUUUCAGGUAAUCUAUAAAUUGGGUCCGCACGCAAGCAUUUAAUUUCUUUCCAGCGAAUACACAAAAACUAUUUCCACCGACCAAUGAAUCCUUUUAAUACAAAAAAACUAUCCAGCACGACCUAUACGUUUUAUCUCACAAUUGUAUUGGUUGCCUGGUUGGCCAAUCAAAAUCUAAGCAGUACGACUGGCUAGUUGUUCGCGCAGAGGAUGUGGACAAAAAAGGAUCUGAUGGGAAACGAGUCGUAUCUUUCAGGUUUUUGCGUAAACGUAUGGAAAUUCCUUUAUUGCUAUUGGUCUACCAAUCAGAAAAGAGAUCUGCGAAUACAUCAGACUUACGUAAAUUGUUACAGAGUGUUUUUCGUUCGUAAUUGUUUGACGUGCCUGUUCAGUGCGUUCGGAAAUUGAACAAGUCAUCUUUCAGAAACGUUAAAGGUGCACUUUUGUUUCCGUGCUCAAAAUCUUGGGAAUAAGAGUGUUGUCACUUGUCAUUCUCAUGGUACAUCGUUUGUUUACUUUAUUUGGUUACCAAAAAAAUAUUUAUCCUCGUAAUCUGGUAGGAGAAACAAAUGACUAUCUGAUUAUCUCAAGGCCUACCUAGGAAAUUCUGCCUUUUUGAAAUAGCUAAUGUUUGGCAAUACCAAUGGAUGAUGUAUUAACAGUUUUGGAGUCGGAAUUAAAAAUCCUAUUCAUCUGAGCAAAAAUGGCGUCUACAGGGUGUAAUUUAAUUGAUGGCUAAAAAUACAUGAUAUGAUUCUUUAGCUCAUUUUAGGGAUAAAAGUUCAUAUGAACAUAUGUCCUGAACCUUUUAACUUUUGAGGUACAGGGUGUUACAAUUUUAAGAAGAAAUUCGUUUUCUUAUCAUAACUUUAAUACCUUUAUAGACAUUUUUAUGAAAUUUGACAUGGACCUACUAAGCACCAAUAGACAUUUUUUAAUAUUACUACCAGUGGCGUUCCUAUACAGGAGAUUUUUAAAAAAAUAUGGUACGCUAUUACUUUUUCCGAAAAUAAAAAUCGUCAUUUAUUUUGCAAAAUUCAAUCGGUAAACUAAUAGAACGCUUUCUCAAUGGAUACGAGGAAAUCAUUGUAUAAUUCAUUUUACAUCGGACCUCCCUCGUAUACUGAUUCGUGUAAUUACUAGUCAAAGCUUUGACCUAUUUGACCUGAGCGCACGUGCCCGAACUCUUCUAAAACACUCUCAAAGUGCCUAGAUAAAAAUAUAAUAUAGUAGUUACAAUCAUACGAACUUAUUCAGGUCAAAGUCAGUGUGAUUCUAUUUAUAGAUGCACGGAAAGCCGUUUAAAAGAGGAGAAAAUGUCACAAGGAUUCUAUUUGAUGUUCAAUGCUCUUAUGUAUGAAUUAUCAGUAGAUACUAGAUAAGACCCUAUCGUCAGUAUAAACAAAAUUAAAAACCGCUACCGGCAUGACAGACCUAUAUUUAGAGUAUUACCAAUUUUAGGUUACAAACAGAAUUUUCAAAUAAUCUUGCGAGUACCCUUUAUUAUCCGUAAUACGACCCUGCCGCAAAAGUUCGUUCUUUCUUAUAAACUAAUAUACAGGGGUUCAUAAAAAUGUAAAAUAGAUAUUUCCCGCGAUAACAAGUUAUGUGCUAUAAUUCAAAUUCAAAAUUUCGUUUAUUACCCUUAAAACAUAACGGAAAAUAAAAUUACCAAAUAAAAAACCCAUAGAAAGCAUAACCUUGUGCAUGGAAAUGCACAUACAUAAAUCUACUCUAAUUAGUGAUUUGAGCCAAAAUUACAAAAAUUCAUAACACUUAACAGUCAAUUUCAUCCGUUCAGGCAUUUUGACGUCAUUGAGUGACAAACAUCCACACCUUUUGAUUAAUAAUAUCAGCUUAUGCUGAUCACGUCAAUAAGUAUUUAUAUUUUGGGACAUUCUGUACAUAUAAGAUAUUCAAAGUGCGUACGACUGUUUUGAAAGUGUACAUGCAAGUUUUUAAUUAUGCAAGUUGUGUCUUGUUUAGAUUUAUUAUCAGCCAUAAAUUAUUCAUAACUGAUUAUAAUUGUUUGCGCCAUAAUGAACCAAUUAAUCAUUGUAACGUUUGUGGCACGAUUUAUGGUGUGACUGACACGUCGCUGGUAAUUUUUUGCCGUCAACCCAGAUUUCGGCUUUGCUGAGCCGAGGAACAUCAAAACUUCUACGCGUCUUUGGAAGUGCGCGCCGCAGGCCGGCGUGCUGUCAACACAUUGUCUGGCACCGCUGCGAUGACGGGAAUCCCGGAAGGCGGCGGCACGGGGCCCGGGGAUGGCCCCAGCGAUCAGCUGGUCAUCGUCCAUUUCAACGACGUCUACAACGUGGAGCCGAGACCGUCCGAGGAGCCUGUGGGAGGAGCGGCGCGUUUCUGUCAUGCUGUCAAACAGUUGGCGCACCUGCACCCGUUGGUGCUGUUCAGCGGCGACGCCUUUUCGCCCAGUAUGCUGAGUACUUUUACCAAAGGAGAACAAAUGAUACCAGUAUUAAAUGAAGCAGGAACGCAUUGUGCUGUUUUUGGAAAUCACGAAUUUGACCACGGCCUGGAAGUCCUUUCGCAAUGGGUGCCGCGUUGCGAGUUCCCGUGGCUGAUGUCGAACGUGCUGGACAACGAGACGGGUCGGCCGUUGGGCGGGGGGCGGAUCACGCACGUCGUCGAAUGGGCGGGGCGACGCAUCGGAUUGGUCGGUUUGGUCGAGAAGGAGUGGCUCGAUACGCUGGGCACCGUCAAUCCGAACGAGACCACGUUCUUGGAUUUCGUGGAGGCGGGACAGAAACUGGCCGCGCAACUGAAGCAGGAGGGUUGUGACUACGUGAUAGCUUUAACGCACAUGCGAUUGCCCAACGACACGAAACUGGCUGAAAACUGCGAUGAAAUAGACCUGAUUUUGGGAGGGCAUGACCACAUUUACGACGUGAGGCAGGUGAACGGCAAAUACAUCAUCAAAAGUGGCACGGACUUCAGGCAGUUCAGCAAAGUCACAGUGGAUUUUGGAAAGUGCAGUAACGGGACGCCUGAGGUGACCGUUGAAGAGAUGAAUGUUACCUCGCAAAUCCCCGAGGAUGUUCAGUUGAAGGAGAUUUUGGACAAGUAUACAACUGUGAUCGAAUCAAAAAUGGACGAUGUACUAGGAUGCUUUGCCGUACCUUUAGACGGCAGAUUUACAUCGAUAAGAACGUCAGAAUCAAACUUAGGCAAUUGGGUAUGUGACGUAGUACUGGCGGCCACAGGCGCUGAUCUUGUGAUCUUAAAUUCGGGAACUUUGAGAUCGGAUCAAGUUCAUCCUGCUGGCGAGUUUACCAUGAGAGAUUUGACGAAUGUUGUUCCGCUGAGGGACCCAUUGGUAGUUCUCAAUGUUACAGGUCAGACGAUUGUGGACGCCCUGGAGAACGGCGUAUCGAAAUAUCCGCAUCUUGAAGGCAGAUUUCCGCAAGUGGCCGGAGUUAGUUUCGCGUUCGAUCCCCACAAACCUUCUGGACAACGAGUGGAUCAGAAUUUCGUCAGGAUAGGCGACGAGUACUUGAAACUGGACAGUUCGUAUCACUUGGCGACUAAAGUUUUCCUCCACGAAGGUCGCGACGGAUACGCUAUGUUGAAAGAUGCAGAAGUGGUGGUGCCUGAAGGAGAAUGUCCAGAGCUCGGAUUAGCUAUACAGAAUCAUUUCCAAGCAAUAAAUAUGCGAUUAGGAAAGACGAAGAAACAUUCGAAACAUAGACAGUCAUUAGUAACUUUGUCAAGGAAGCACAGUUUGGUGAAGAUGCUAGACGGCAGUACGGGCGACCUGGACGGACCUCCUCCGUUACGGAGGGCGAGCACGAUCGAUUCGACCUCGGGCAGCCCGCCACCGACCUCGGUAGGUCAUCAUGCGAAGUUGACCAGGCGCGCCUCCUUGGACGAUCUCGAACAGGAGACCUGCCAACUCACGCCCAGGAUAGAAGGGAGGAUUGUUAUUAUCAACAGCGAAGAGAAACGACAGGAGUUGAUCUUACAACGCCAGAGAAUCGAGCAGGACUCUAUAAUCGAAGAAGUGGACGACGAAUCUUCGCCGCAAAACUAAAUAAAAAAACUCCUUGACAAGGAUUGAUAACUCCUUUUGAUAAGGAUAUCGAAACCUAGCCUUUUUUUCAGCAGAACACCAAGCAUUCCACAACGAAACGUUGUAACGACAAAAGACCAUAGCAGGGACACAGUUCAUAUUGCUUAUUAACAGUAUCACAUUUGCUAGAUUAUUAGGGCUUAUUCCUAUCCUCCGUCUCGAAACCUCUUUGCAACGAAGCUAUACUGAUCUUUAUCAUGAACUUGUUUAAUAUUUUGGUCAGUUACAGGUUGUUUUUCACAAGGUGUCUUUCUGCACUUAAAUCUUAGCACGAAUUUCGAAUUUUUUUUGCGGAUAUUUUUUUGUUCUGGGGGUCCCAUUUCCAUUAGAUCCAGAAUCAGAACGCACAAGAAACUCCAAAACAGUUUUUAUAUACACUACUCAACAAAAUUAAAGGAGCAUGAAAAAAGAUCCAGAUUUUUCGAUGAUUUUUGAGAGGUUUUAUUUCGGAGAAAAAUGGUUGUAUCUAAACUUUAAAAAAAGCAUUUUGAAGCUUUAACAAUCUAGUUUUCAGGUUUUUUAACCGAAAAAUUUUAGGAGCAACAGGUACCUCAAGAAACAUUUUUUGCAAAAUUUUUGCUUUGAAAUUUUU